AUGGCAAAUCUAAAAGGAUUUUACCUUGAUCAACAGUUUGCGGACUUUCCAUUAGUGGCCGCGUACUGCGGCGAGCAAAAGCUAUAUCAUCAGGAUCGGUUGUACUCGAUGCAACGUCGUGACAGCUGGCCGUCAUCGGAAUGUGGGUUAUCCGUCGUGUCCAAACCACCUUCCUUGGCCGCAACAGGCCGCAACCAGCAAACGCCAGAUCAAGAUGCAGUUGCAAAGGUCGGACCCCGGGAAACCAUCCAAGAUGUUAAGGUCAAGUUCGCCGCCCUGGAGUGCAUCGAGGAACCGGCCCAACUGGUGCUGUCCUGCGAGGGCAUGCUACUCGCCCACGACUCGCUCGUGUCCGCCCUCGGCUCGGCCGAACUCGACCUGACCGUGCCGCUGCUCGGUGGUAAGGUACACGGUUCGCUGGCCCGUGCCGGCAAUGUCAAGGGAAAAAGGCCGAAGGUCGAGAAGAAGGAAAAGAAGAAGAAGACCAGCCGUGCCAAGCGCCGCAUCCAGUACAACCGCAACUUUGCCAACGUGGUGCAGGCCUUCGGUCGCCGCCGCGGUCCGAACGCCAACUCGACGUAAGCUGCUCUGAAU
This is a messenger RNA of Culex quinquefasciatus (southern house mosquito), 594 nucleotides long. RefSeq lists its product as uncharacterized. NCBI's taxonomy places the organism in Eukaryota, Metazoa, Arthropoda, Insecta, Diptera, Culicidae. The coding region runs from base 1 to 582 and encodes 193 amino acids. Gene Ontology annotation, molecular function: structural constituent of ribosome. The record is from RefSeq and is a predicted model, not a curated record. The transcript has 3 exons. Gene Ontology annotation, cellular component: ribosome; cytosolic small ribosomal subunit. Gene Ontology annotation, biological process: translation.